Oldenlandia corymbosa var. corymbosa is the source of this 2388-nucleotide messenger RNA. Lineage: Eukaryota; Viridiplantae; Streptophyta; Magnoliopsida; Gentianales; Rubiaceae. The record is from the annotation of a GenBank genome assembly.
AUGACUUUAGAGUUGAAGUAUGUUGGUGGCAGAGUUAAUUAUUUUGACUUCAUAGAUGAACCCAAUACUACCGUGGAGUCCCUGAAGUCAUAUUUUGAUAAGGCAAUGUUGGGGGACAGUACUGUUCAGAGGCUGCGGGGGAUAGAUGUAUACAGGAUUGGCCCAGGAGACGCGGGUCCUUUAAUUGGCCAGUGUUCAAACAUCAUCGAGGAACAUGGUGAUUGUGCUGAUGAUAGUGGACAUGAUGAGUAUGAUAUUGGGGAUCUGGAUUAUGGCGAUGAUGACAGUGAAUAUUCAGGUGAUUCUGAUGGUGCUUCUGCUUCUGAGACUGAUUCUGGUGGUUUUGAAUUUGAUUAUGGUGGAGUUGAAAAAAUUGGGAUUGAAGUGGAUUAUGAUUAUGUCGAUCGAGAUCGUGUCGAAGAUAGCAAUCAUGAUGCAGACGACAUGGAUCUUGAGUACCGGGAAAAAGCUGAUGCAGCAGUCUGUGUUCAAUCGGUGAGUCCAAAUAAACCGACAUUUCAGAUUAGGACUCACCAAGACAAACACACUUGUCCAACACUAGAUAAAACAAGGAACUGUACUGCCUAUGUGGUUGCCAAGUGGUACCUUGAAGAUUCGGCAGUGGAGCCUACUCUCAGUCUUCGCUUCAUUAAACAUAGGGUUAAGAAGGACCAUGGGUUGAAGAUCUCAAGAAGCCAGGCCUGUGGGGCUAAGAAGAAGGCACUUGACAUAAACAAAGUACCCGGAUUGAAAAUUGAAGCCAGAUUGAUGAAUAUUGUGAAAGCAACAACUGAAGAGGAAUGGAAUAAGCUGAUGGAUGAUUUGAAGAAGAAGCAUGAAGGAGCAUGGAGGUAUCUUCAUGAAAUAGGAGCAAGUCACUGGUGCAGGUCACAUUUCCUGACUGAGACAAAGUGUAACAUGUUGGUGAACAACAUAUGUGAAGGCUUCAACAAUGUUUUGAAUGAUGGCAAGGAGAGUGAGAGGCCCUUAGAUGGGCAGAAGCGAGCAGCACCCAAACAGCGGGGCAGACCGCGCAAAUGGGUUGCAGUUGAACCUUUGGCUGAUGAUCUUCGCGAUGAAGACGAAAAUGAGCAUGAAUCCCUUAUCCCGGUGUCCAUUACUAACCGUAAAGGAAAAAAUCAGGUUCCUGAUGGAGAUGAAAAUGAUCCCGUGGUCCUGGUGUCCAGAAGUAAGGGGAAAGGAAAAAAACAGGUUCUUGAUGGAGAUGAAAAUGAUCCCGUGGUCCUGGUGUUUAGAAGUGAAAAUGAUCCUGCUAUCUUGGUGUCCAGAACUAAGCGGAAAGAAAUACAGAUUCUUGUUGAAGAUGAUAAUGAAGAUUUUCCUGUUAUCCGGGUGUCCAGAACUAGGCGGAAAGGAAAAUUUCAGAUUCUUGAUGAAUAUGUAGGUGAAGAUGUUCCAGUGACCACUACGGUGGACGGAGAAGCUGAAAAUGUUGUUCCAGAAGCAGAAGCUUGGUCAUACAGUGCUCUUGAACAACGUGCAGACUGCUCGGGGAAUUUAGACAUGGAUGAAAGGAAAGAUCAGAAUGAGGAAUCAUUGAAGGAAAAUAAUCGUCAACUUGAGGACGCAGAGAACUCCGUCAUUGCACCGGUGGUAGAGCCACAGCCCCAUGAAGACCCCAAUAAAGUAUCACCCACAAUGGAAAUGGAGGAAGAUCAGGCACGAAAUGACCAAUCCCAUGCUUUUGAUUUUGUUGUUUUGAAUGUGACAGUGAUAGAGAAGCAGAUGACAUUAGGCCAGGGGGAGAGAAUUCGGGACAAAACUAGGAGAACAACCCUGACAAUAGCUUCAAACUGGGUGUUAGUCGGUCACGCAAGGCCAGAUAACGAAUGCAAGUUUGAAUACGUUAACAUUCUACAACAUGCAAAUGGGGCGGGUCGUUCGGAGAAAAAUUCUAUGCAAAAGCGAGCGAAUCAUCUUGCAUUGGUGAGAUAUUUACAAGAUGAUCUCGCACCUGUCCCUCAUGCAGAUGAUCGCGCUGAAAUACCAGUACCGGCAGUUCCUCAUGAAGAAGUAGUGAUGGAUCCCCUUCAAUCUCACAAUCUACAGGACCGCUUUGUUUACCCUCCAAUGGCUAUUGUUGUUAACCUGCCUAGAAAACUCGAUUGUGGGAAGUUUGUUGGACUGAGUGACAUGGUUCUGCGUGAAAAGUAUUUGUUUGAAGGUUUUAAUCCGACAAAAGUAGAGCCACUGUGGGAUGAUGAAACUGGCCACUUGGGAAUAGGUAUUGUUCAUUUUAGAAGUGGUUCUAAUGGAUUAAAGGAUGCUAUUGCAUUUCAUCAGGUUUAUAAGAAUGAUCACCAUGAGAAGCAGGAUUGGGAAGGGUCUGGUACUCACAAUAAUUCCCUAUAUACUUGGGUUGCUUAA